AAUAUUACAAUUACACAAAAAAUUAUGAAACAAAGUUUGACUUUUGCGGUCAUUUUAUUGGCCAUGCUUUCCAUGAUCAAUGCUUUUCCACUUCAUAAAAGAAAAACUGAAUUUUCAGAUUGUGAAGGCCUACAUCUCGAUGUAAAAUCAAUGACGCCUGAUCCUAUCCAAGCAGGAAAAAACGCAACCUUUACCAUUUCCGGAGAUUUUACCACACAUCCGUUAACGUCAGAAUUCAAGCAAUAUAUUGCAAUUGGUGAAGGUUUUGCUUAUAUAGCAACCUAUGAUCAAGAUAUUUGUAGUGACAGCAGUGUCAGCAGUAGUGACAUACCCAAGUGUCCAGUUACCGAUUAUAAUACAACGAUGACGAUUCAGGUGCCAGACUAUUUAGACAGCAGUUACGUACUUUUAGUCUUUAUUUGGGAUGGGAAUUAUACGUCGAAGGGGCCGGAAUGGUUGGCCUGUGCACGUGCCUUUGUUGGCCAAUGAAAUUGCUGACGGGUGUCCUAUCGCCUCAUAUCAAUUAAAAUAGUUUUUUUUUUCUUGAUGAAUUAAUCCUUUUUUAAUAAGUCAUUUUUUUUUGCUAAAUUUGCCAAACUAAUAAUAAUUACAAACCAAUAAAGUAAACUAAUUCUUUAAUUACUACGGUUGGU
Messenger RNA from Rhizophagus irregularis DAOM 181602=DAOM 197198, 653 nucleotides. RefSeq lists its product as uncharacterized. The record is from RefSeq and is a predicted model, not a curated record. NCBI's taxonomy places the organism in Eukaryota, Fungi, Glomeromycota, Glomeromycetes, Glomerales, Glomeraceae.